AUGGAGGAGAGUAAUCCUCAGGAAAAGAAUUCUCUUAUUAAACCUAUAUCGGGAGAAGGGGAUGAGAGAUGGAAAAUACCAAUUCAUCAUUUUUCAUCUAAAAAACAAGGGCCAAAUUAUAAACAACAUUCAAAACGUAUGAGAUCAUAUUACAAAGCACAAGAUGAAUUAAUUACCACGUUUGAAGAGAUACAGCUAGAAAUUGACGAUGCUAUGGAGAACCGACAAGAAGCUAUACGAUUACGGAAAACAGCCAGUUGCUAUGCAAAGCUCACUUUCUGUAUAAAUUUGUUGUUACUAAUAGCUAAAACAGUGGCCAGUGUGAUGUCGGGAUCUAUUUCUAUCAUAUCAAGUUUAGUUGACAGUGCUGUUGAUCUAAUAUCAGGCAUAGUUCUAUGGUGGACAAACCAUGCCGUUAAAAGACGGAACAUCUAUGCUUAUCCCCAAGGUAGAACCAAGUUGGAGCCAAUAGCUAUUGUAAUUAUAGCUGUUGUCAUGGGAUUAGCAUCGUUACAGUUGAUACGGGAAUCUAUUGAACGUAUCGCAGCAUUAGCGACCGCUGUAUUAGACCUACCCCAUAUGGAAAUAGCUACUAUGAUUAUUGCUGGGUCUACGAUAGUGAUUAAAUUUAUAAUGUGGCUUUUAUGCAGAAGAAUUGAUACACCAUCAGUUCAAGCUCUAGCUCAAGAUCAUCUUAACGAUGUGUUUUCAAACAGUGUAGCUUUAAUAUGUGGUUACUUAGUGAUUAAAUUUAUAAUGUGGCUUUUAUGCAGAAGAAUUGAUACACCAUCAGUUCAAGCUCUAGCUCAAGAUCAUCUUAACGAUGUGUUUUCAAACAGUGUAGCUUUAAUAUGUGGUUACCUAGGCUCUAAUGAACUGUAUUUGAAAACCAACAUGUCCGAGUUUUCAUUUGUGGACCCAGCUGGUGCUAUACUGAUUAGUUUAUACAUUGUUUAUAAUUGGUGGAGAACGGGGAAAGAACAAAUCAAGAUGUUAACAGGACAUUCUGCACAACCCGAGUUCCUGAGUAAAUUAACAUGGCUCAGUGUAAAUCAUCAUCCCAAAAUACUCAAUAUUGAUACAGUUCGUGCCUUUCACUUCGGAAAUAAUUUCUUAGUGGAGGUAGACAUUGUCCUUCCCGAACAAAUGAAAUUAAAGGAAGCUCACGAUAUAGGUGAAUCUUUACAGCAAAAAAUAGAGACAUUACCAGCUGUGGAGAGAGCUUUUGUUCAUUUAGAUUAUGAAUUUCAACACAAGCCUGCGUCUGAACAUAAAACGGUCUAA
Messenger RNA from Lottia gigantea (owl limpet), 1284 nucleotides. RefSeq lists its product as hypothetical. The record is from RefSeq and is a predicted model, not a curated record. Gene Ontology annotation, molecular function: monoatomic cation transmembrane transporter activity. The coding region runs from base 1 to 1284 and encodes 427 amino acids. Gene Ontology annotation, cellular component: membrane. NCBI's taxonomy places the organism in Eukaryota, Metazoa, Mollusca, Gastropoda, Lottiidae. Gene Ontology annotation, biological process: monoatomic cation transport; transmembrane transport. The transcript has 9 exons.